This is a messenger RNA of Paramecium primaurelia, 451 nucleotides long. NCBI's taxonomy places the organism in Eukaryota, Ciliophora, Oligohymenophorea, Peniculida, Parameciidae. The record is from the annotation of a GenBank genome assembly.
AUGAUCUUAUCAUAUUUGAAUCUAUUAUUUAUAAUUAACGACAUAUAUUUGAAUUUUAAUAUCAAUUAUUAGAUUAUUAAUAUUAAUUAAAUUUCAAAACACAGAAGAAUUAGCAAUGGUUUUAAAAUUAUAUAAGUCUUUAUUAGUCUAGAGGAGCACCAAAAAAUUAAGUAUUUUACGAUGGAGAUAAAAAAAACUCAAUAAGAACAUACAAUGGUAUUAUUUAUUAAUAUUGUUAGAUAACCCAAAUACCAGAUAAGGAUUCAAAAUAGGAUGGGAUAUAGAUUAAACCAGAAAGGGAGACUCCAAAAUUGCAGGAAAAGUCGGUCAAGAUCAAAGAAAUUCAUAUAUACCUUCAUAUCAAGCAUAAACAUAUGUACCAGUUGUCGAAGUAUUCUAUUACAUAAUUAGUAAAAUCAAGAAGAAGAAUAUAUGAAGUAGUUAUACAUUC